AUGAGAGGGGGUCAGGAGAUUUCGGAUCCCAUGGAUCUUCCGUCGACAUCACAUGACUCAGCCGAUAUGUUCGAAUCGAGGAAACCACAGAGCAAGUAUAAGAAUUCUCAUUUCGCAAACUCCGUUCUCCAACAACUCGGUGGGCUCAAAAAUCGCGAUGUGCUCUGUGAUGUGACACUGAUUUGCGGCUGGAAACGAAUAAAUGCACAUCGAGUUGUGCUGUCUGCGUGCUCUCCAUACUUUUUGUCAAUGUUCACUUCUCAGAUGGCUGAGUGUUAUAUGAGAGAAAUUAACAUGGAAGAAAUUGAGCCACCGACUCUUGAAGCACUUAUCGAGUUUUGUUAUACUGGAGCCAUUGCAAUUGAUGACUCAAAUGUUCAGGAUAUUCUUCCGGCGGCAUGCCUCCUUCAGAUUCAUGAAGUUCAAACCGCAUGCUGUGAUUAUUUGAAAAAACAGUUAGAUCCAUCGAAUUGUCUUGGGAUUCGAGCAUUUGCGGAUACACAUUCCUGCAAAGAGCUCCUAAGUUCUGCAGAUGAAUUUGCACUGAAAAAUUUCUCGAGAGUGAUUGGAAAAGAGGAAUUUCAAAUGUUAACUGUGGAAAGCCUUACAACAAUCAUCAAAAGCGAUAAACUCAAUGCAGCUUCUGAAGAGCUAGUUUUUUCCGCAGUAAUACAAUGGGUCAGACAUGAUAUUUCAAAAAGAAAAACUCAUUUAUCCAUGCUGCUCUCCCAUGUCCGUCUGCCUCUAUGCACUCCGAAGUUCUUGGUGAGUGUGGUCAGUGAGGAGAUCCUUGUCAAAUCGGAUCCAGCGAGCCGAGAUUUAGUUGACGAGGCAAAAAACUACCUGCUUCUUCCCGUGGAGCGUCCGAAUAUGCAAGGUCCUCGAACGAAACCCAGAAAACCUCUACAAGGAUCAGAAGUUUUGUACGCUGUCGGAGGCUGGUGCAGUGGAGAUGCGAUCGCUUCGAUCGAGCGCCUGGAUCCAAUGAAAGGAGGAACCACGUGGAAGUGUGUGGCUCCGAUGGGAAAACGAAGAUGUGGAGUUGGAGUUGCUGUUCUGGAGAAUCUUUUGUACGCUGUGGGUGGUCACGAUGGACAAUCAUACUUGAAUAGUAUAGAAAGAUACGAUCCAAUGACCAAUCAAUGGAGUAGUGAUGUGGCACCAACUGCCACAUGUCGAACGAGUGUUGGAGUAGCUGCUUUCAACGGAUCUCUGUAUGCUGUAGGAGGUCAAGAUGGAGAAAGUUGUCUUGAUGUUGUCGAAAAGUAUGAUCCACGGAAAAACGAGUGGGCGAAAGUGGCCAGUAUGGGAACUAGAAGGCUAGGAGUUUCGGUUUCAGUUGUUAAUGGUUGCAUUUACGCAGUUGGUGGAUCAAAUGGACCCGCACCUCUGAAUACUGUAGAAAGGUAUGAUCCUCGAGUUGGAAAGUGGGAAGAAGUUCGACCGAUGCUAACCAAACGAAAGCAUCUUGGAACAGCGGUUUAUGAUGGAUACAUUUAUGCGGUUGGUGGAAGAGAUACCACUACAGAACUCAACACGGCGGAGAGAUACAGUGUCGAAAGAGACGAAUGGCAACCGGUUGUUGCCAUGAGUAAUCGGAGAAGUGGAGUCGGAGUGGCGGUUGUUGGAGAGAAGCUUUAUGCGGUUGGAGGAUUUGAUGGACAGACUUAUUUGAAAUCUGUGGAAAUUUUCGAUAAAGAUACGAAUCGAUGGAAGACGCACUCGCAGAUGUUCUACCGACGGCUGGGCGGUGGAGUUGGUGUCGUCAGGGUGGCAGAUGCUCCGGAAACAGAAUUACAUGCAGUGAAACGACGGGAUUUAUAAUUUAAAAUUUUGAUGUUAAAUAAUAAGUGUACAUAAAAAAGAAAGUUAUCUGAUUUUUAAUAAAUAUUUAAAAUUGA
This is a messenger RNA of Caenorhabditis elegans, 1901 nucleotides long. RefSeq names its product BTB domain-containing protein (gene kel-20). Lineage: Eukaryota; Metazoa; Nematoda; Chromadorea; Rhabditida; Rhabditidae. The record is from RefSeq and is marked reviewed.